UCUCACUGUUCUUCUGCAGUUUUAUUUGUCUUGCUGGAAAUCCAGAGCUACAACCGGUUGGCGUUUGGCCGCCUGUAUGGGACGCAAGUGAUUGCAUAUGCACAUUCCUUAGUUCCACAGCAAAAGCCGUGGGAUCGUAGUGACUCAUAGGAGAUGUUGGAGAUGGAGUCGAGCGGAGAACUCAGGACCCGUGGAUUGGGUAGAUUUUCUGCGUAUAUUAUCAGCAACUGGAAGCUGGUGACUUUCCUGCUGUGUGCGUAUGGCUUUGUGAAGGAGCUGAAGCCCAGUGAAGCAUUUCUCAACCCGUACCUUCUGGAGCGCACCAACCUAACCAACCAUGAGCUAUCAUCCAGUGUAUACCCAUUCUGGACUUACUCCUAUCUGGCUUUUCUGUUGGUAAUUCUGCCCAUCACCGAUUGGGUCCGGUACAAGCCUGUGAUCAUAGUGGAAUCGCUCGCCUACCUGGGCACGAGGGUAAUGCUGGUGUGGGGAACUUCCCUACAGGCCAUGCAGCUUAUGCAGAUCUUCUACGGCCUCGCCACGGCGACAGAGGUUGCGUACUACUCCUACAUCUAUGCGGUGGUGUCGCGCAACCACUACCCGUUUGUUAACUCAGCCGUGCGUGCAGUGGUGCUCGUUGGACGCAGUGGUGCAGGCUACCUGGGGCAGAUCUUGGACAACACUGGCACCCUCGACUACCGGCAGUUGAAUUACUUUUCGUUCGUCUCCGUGUGCGUAGCCCUGACGAUCAGCUUCUUCUUACCAAUGCCAGCGAAGCCGGCACCAAAGUCCGAUAGCCCAGGCCUGGUAGAAUCACUUCUCAGCAGCAACGAAUACAGCGAUCGCUUGCAGCGCUGCCGCCGCACUCUGCUGCGGAACUUGACCGGCUUCUUCUCGGACAUCCGCGAGAUCUUCUCGGACCGCGAGGUGCUCAAGUGGUCCAUCUGGUGGGCACUGGCGACGUGUGGUGAGCUGCAGGCGGGAAACUACAUCCAGAACCUGUGGGACCAGAUCUCCCCGGUUGUGUACUACGGCUAUGUGGAGGCCACCGCCACCUUGCUGGGCGCCGGCGCUGCCUUCCUGGUCGGCUACGUGUCGUUCACGUGGUCGAUCUGGGGCGAGAUGCUGCUCGGCGUGGUGAGCACGGUGGACUCGUUCGCUCUGUUCUUCAUGGCGCACACGGGCAACAUCUACUGGGCGUACGGACUCUGGCUGAUCUUCCGGGCGACGUACUCCUUGCAGAUCACCGUUGCAACGCUCCAGGUGUCCCAGCGGCUACGGAAGCAGCGCUACGGCCUCGUGUUUGGCAUAAACAUGUUCAUUGCACUGGCGCUGCAGACCGUCCUGACGGCGGUGUGUACUGCUCACUACAGUCCGCUGCGGCUUAAGAUCACAACGCAGUUUGUUGUGUAUGGCUCAUACUUCUGGGUGAUCGGUGCCAUCUUCCUAACAAGCGGUGUGUAUUCGCGUACCAAGGAAGGCUGGCAUGCAAGCUUGGAGAGAGACAGAGACAUCAGGUGUGUGAAGAAAGAUUUCGGGGGUGGCGAGAGCGACCUCAUGGAGCCGCUAAUACGAAGCCCGGACAGGUCCCUGCUGCUCAACCGCUCCGGUGCAGAGGAGAGUAGUGACGAUGAGCCUGUAUCUCUAGACAGGUAGUGACCAGUCAUCAUGUUUGGCUCUCUCUUUGUCUCUCUCUCUCUGUCUCUCUCUCUCUCUCUCUCUCUCUCUCUCUCUCUCUCUCUUUCGCUCCCUGCUCUCUUCUACCUCUAAGUUCAGAAGAAAAAGGCACAUUUGCCGGCCACUCGCCGACAGCGGACCGCAUGUAGCAACGCCUACAGCACACUGGAACUCCAGAUGUGCGCUGUGCGUGGUACAAGGCCCCCGCCACAGAUUGGUCACGACUAACCCCGUGCUGAUAACAGAUUGGUCACGACUAACCCGGUUACCCCGUGCUGAUAACCAGCUUGAUGUCUUUCUCUGCUAGUGGUGCUGACCUCGCUCAUCUGUGCCUUUGGGAUACGGGCUGCUUUUGAGCCGACCCAUUCGAGACCAAGCUAGCCUGAAAUACACUGGCCCCAGUGCAGUGCACGUGUACAGGCAAGGAUACAAAGUCCCAGUGCAGUGCACAUCACGGCUCUGCAGUGUACAGGACAGUAUACAAAGUCCAAGUCGGCCACUGAUACACUGAUUUUGAACGGAUAACCAUCGGGUUGCAACGAGUAAACUUAUGAUUUCGGCUGGCCUCGCUCUUUUUGAAUUUUAUUUAGACAGUUAUUUAUGCUACUACCAGUGUCUUUGACCUUAUGGUAUCUUCGCUGAAGAAUGGAUAGACGAGCUUAUUUACAGUCUUUAUCCCUGGUUUUUCAGCACGCGUUCCGCUAUCAGGGGAAUCCACACAAGCACCAUCUAUUUUAGUUAGCCGCCGUUCCGCUUUUUAUUGGGGCAUGGGGGGGGGGGGGGGGCUGAAUGUAUUCGAAGCCGAACAGCGCUCUUGUCCGCUGUUUGCCCUCUGUUGUUCACCAUGGUUUAGUUUUGUGCUUUUCUUGACUUGACUCUGUGACUUGAUUCUUCUUGAUUUGAGCAUCACCAAUGUCUUAUAUGUAGAGGUGAAAAGAGGAAAUUCACCGAGCAUUCCAGACAGCCACCGUAUAUUCUUUAGCCUAUACGCCAUGCAGGUGGUAGCAAGAGUACUCUUGCUAGUAGGUACCAUGUUUUCUGGAGUAUAUAUAAGCCGCACUUUGAACACUCAAAAUUCACCCAAAAAGAGCGGGUGCGGCUUAUACUCCGAUGAUCAAAUUAACAGUGAUAAAAUAGGGUAGAUGUGUGUGUUCCGUGGCAAAAAAAUGGGGGUGCGGCUUAUACUCCGGAAAAUACGAUAUAUAUUUUUAUUUAGAAUAAUUUGUUUUUCGAAAA
This is a messenger RNA of Sycon ciliatum, 2913 nucleotides long. Its product is annotated as thiamine transporter 2-like. The transcript has 3 exons. Gene Ontology annotation, molecular function: vitamin transmembrane transporter activity. The record is from RefSeq and is a predicted model, not a curated record. NCBI's taxonomy places the organism in Eukaryota, Metazoa, Porifera, Calcarea, Leucosolenida, Sycettidae. Gene Ontology annotation, cellular component: plasma membrane. The coding region runs from base 154 to 1656 and encodes 500 amino acids. Gene Ontology annotation, biological process: vitamin transport; transmembrane transport.